This is a messenger RNA of Schistosoma haematobium, 2300 nucleotides long. It is a transcript of the gene ALG1, whose product is annotated as mannosyltransferase. The record is from RefSeq and is a predicted model, not a curated record. Gene Ontology annotation, cellular component: endoplasmic reticulum. The transcript has 7 exons. NCBI's taxonomy places the organism in Eukaryota, Metazoa, Platyhelminthes, Trematoda, Strigeidida, Schistosomatidae. Gene Ontology annotation, molecular function: mannosyltransferase activity. Bases 324 to 1739 code for a protein of 471 amino acids.
GGAAAUGUGACUUAGUCUAUUUUGAAUAUCUGUACUGCCACGAGCGAAUCUACCCUUUUCGUAUAUCAUGUCCCCUAAAUGUCUAUAAUCCAAGCACACACCGUAAAUAACAUUCAGUCCUCGGUUUCAACCGAAAAAGUUUAAACAUAUAAGACGCGGCUGAGUUAAUGGUUGCGCAACGUGUUAGGUUUUUUAUGUAGUCCUAACACAUUCUGAAUACAAUCCUGCUACCUUUCAGUUCGAACUAUCAAGUUCUUUCAAUCUCACUUGUUGAUGUAAAUUAUCGUCGAUCUUCACCACUAAAAGUUUUUGGGAAUUAAUUGAUGACCACUAAUCGAACAGCUCACGUUAUUGUGCUUGGUGAUCUCUCACGAUCACCAAGAAUAUUGUCCCAAGCUCAGUUUUUGGCUCGUGAUGGUUGGGAUGUAACUAUAUCAGGAUACAAAACUGAAAUAAUAAACCCGUUGAAUUUUAAAUUGAAAGUCCUGGGUAUACCUAUGUGUCCGAAUUUCAAAGCUCUACAUUUCCCUUCGUUUAUGGUUUUUAUCCUCAAGUUUAUUUUUACGGCUGUAGCACUCUUCUGUCAUCUUACUAGACACUGCCGUAGCCGUUUAAUUUUGGUUCAGAAUCCUCCUGCAGUACCAACUUUUUUGAUUUUAUGGUUGUUUAUCAAGAUUACGGGGAAGAAUUUAGUUAUUGACUGGCACAACUAUGGUUAUACUCUUGUGGAGCUAAAUGCGCCUAGAAGAAGUUUAUUCACGCGGUUGUACUACAUAUUGGAAGUUGACUUUGCAAGCCGCUUUAUGUCCAGAAUGUCCGAUCGUGUUGCGAACAUUUGCGUAUCCAAAGCUUUAAAGUACGAUAUGGGAAUGAAAUCAAUAGAAGCAACUGUUUAUUAUGAUCGUCAUGCAGAAGAAUUCAAACCUACACCUGUAGAUGUUGCCCACUGUCUGUUCUUGAAACUCAGCGAUCAAUACUCAGCGUUUAGAAACAAACUAGAUUCAUGUCGAUUCACACGCUUUACUGAGAUAACUGCUCUACCGACUAAUACCAAGAACAAUGAGCCCCAUUGGCGCCCAGAUCGCCCAGCAUUGGUUGUUAGUAGUUGCAGCUGGACACCUGAUGAUGACUUCACGUUGGCAAUUAAAGCACUGGGAAUCUACGACAAGGCAGCUGAAAAACCAGAUUCAGGUUUACCCAGUAUUGUGUUUGCUGUAACAGGUCGUGGUCCAUUACAAAGCUACUAUGCAAAAUUAAUAAAAGAACAAAAGUGGAAACAUGUGGAAGUCAUUAUGUUGUGGCUUGAGUGGUCAGAUUAUCCCGUUUUUCUUGGAUGUGCUGACUUAGGACUUAGCAUACAUCGAAGUUCCUCGGGACUGGAUUUACCCAUGAAAGUAGUUGACUUACUUGGUGUGAACGUCCCUGUCCUGGCGCUAGGUUAUACAACACUCAGUGAAUUGAUGGAGGAUAAUAAAUAUGGCUUAUUUUUCGAAACUGGCGAACAAUUAGCUGAUCAAAUGUGCGACUUGUUGAAACCACCCCGUAAUUCUACAGUCCAAUAUACUUAUGAAGCUAGCCGUUUUUUAUCUGUUGGGUCAGAAAAAUUAAUUCAUUUUCGCGAAUGUUUAGCUGAAAGAAACAAAAACCUGAUUAGAGGAUUUACCUACUGGAAAAAUACUGCAUUACCAGUGUACGAAAAAGCAGUUCAUACUAAUCCCUAUAAAAACAAAGAUAAUUAGAUGGUAAUACAUAAUACGAAUCUUUUGUGUCACUUGUUUACUUGAUUUCGAAAACCCUAGUUUCUAUUCAUUUAUUUAUUUGAACACAUGAAUAUUGGUACAAGAGAGCGCCAAUAUAUAUGCGCCACACAAAACAAUGAGAAUUCGAAGAGAAAUAGAAAAAAAAGCUAAGGAGCGCAAAAAAAAGAGAACAAUAACGAAGAGAUUGGUGUAAGGUAGUGUGGUGGUAACGAGGUACAAUCAGAAGAAAUCUUUCAGGUAAGGGAGACACAACCACUUUUUAUGAAGAAAGUAAAAGAAGGUUACAGCAGGAUCGCCACUGGCUUCUAUUCUGAGCCAUAUCUGAUAACGUCUCUAGCCACUGUGUUGCACCAUCUCUCGGACCCCAGCCAGGGAGUCCUGAAGGACCAACGCUAGCCAACCCUUUGCAGCUUUCUUUCAUACCACGACACCAUGUCAUGCACUGACCACCUCUCCGCUUCUUCCAACCAGUCCCAGAGUCGGCAAAUAAUGCACGACGUGGAAUUCUCUGGGAAGACAUUCGUAGAACAUGUCCAAGCC